ACCACUACCCACCCCGCGCGCCUGCUGCCAGUCGGACCGCGUCGGGCUCAGCAGCAGCCGGAGCUCUGUCUCGGCUGUUGGAACAUGGAUGAUCUCGAUGCCUUGUUGGCCGACCUAGAGUCAACAACUUCGCAUAUUUCAAAAAGGCCCAUUUUCCUCCCAGAGGAGACUCCAUAUUCCUACCCAACAGGAAGCCAUAUUUGCCAGGACGUAUGUGUGGCCCCACCUGUGCCACCACCGCCCUCUGCUGAUGCUCUGAAUGGAGUAAUCAUUGAUGCAGUUGAACAGUGGCAGUCUCCUGUUUCACGAUAUCCGCAGCAACAGGGUUACCAAGAAGAGGGCUCCCCUUCCACUGGAGUGGCCAACUCUCCCAAGCCACAACAGCAGACCUACCCACCAAAUGUGAAAGGCAACUCUUCUCUCCCACGAGACUCUGUUAGUCCUCCUGCUCCACGUUCCUCUGAGGAAGACCACGUUUACAGUUUCCCCAAUAAGACAAAGUCCUCAGAAUCUUCACCAGUUGUCAUGACCUCUUCACUGGGCAGCAAUCUUUCAGAACUGGAUCGUCUUCUACUGGAACUGAAUGUGGUGCAAAGCAACUCACCCAGCAACUUUGGAACUGAGGAAUCCAGCCACAAUUCCCAUCAUGCUCCAGUGACUGGCUCCCAAUAUACUGGCCAGGAAAAUGGAUCUCAAGUGGGGAAGAAGGUGCCUCCUCCAACAAAAGAAAAACCCAGGAGAAAUGGCAAUCGAGGAAUUGAGGAUGUGCGACCUAGUGUAGAAAGCUUAUUGGAUGAGCUGGAGAGCUCAGUUCCUAGUCCAAGUCCUGCAACAGCUGUCUCCCCUAUGGAAGGACUACCCUCUCAGCGUGACAAUCCUAGUCAACAGCAGGCCCGCAUUUCUGCAUCCUCAGCAACACGUGAGCUUGAUGAGUUGAUGGAAUCCCUCUCUGUUUUCAAUGCUGGUACUGUAAGUCCUGUAAGUUUUGAACCAGAGGAGAAACGAGAAACCUCAGAUCCAGAUGCCCUGCUAGUGUCUGCUGCUGCCCAGCUUAUCAUUAAGCCAUCAACAACUAGGGUGUUGUUGCCCAUAUCUUGCAGUUCUCAAUUUAUGCUCAAAGAUACAGCUUUGUCCUCACCACUUGCACGAACACCUAGCCCGCUAGAGUUGCUGCACAUUGAGGAGCUAAAUGUUUCGCACCUAUCUGCUUCUACACUGCCCCAUCCUACCAAUUCAUUGCUGAACCGUCUAGAGCUUCAAUCGUCUGACUUUCGUGCAGUGAGUUCACCAAAUGCAGAUGCAGUUUCAGAACCAGGCAUUGAUGUUUCUGCCUCAGUGAUGCAACCCAUUUCAGAGUCUCUCAGGACCACCCUCAGGAAUACGAGGAUAGUGGAAACAGAGAAGAAGCAUGGCAGCCAGUUCAAUGCCCCAGAAGUGAAAGAACAAGUUAGAUCAAGUCCUUCAAACGCUGCUGAAAUUGAGAGGCCUGUGUCCAAACCACUGACCUCAGGCAGUGGACAAGAGGAGGUUGCUACAUCCUUGUUUGGUGACUUUGCUGAGAUGAAUGAAGCUAUAGAUAAACUGUUGGCCUUGUAUCCAGAGGCUGUGCAAGCACAGCAUGUGGAGACUAAACAAGAGGUCCUUGAAGCUAAGGUGGUGUUAGUGGACAGAGCAUCAAUAUGUUCGGAUACUAAGGAACUUUCCACCUUGAACACGGAGCCGAUUGGUAAACCACUGUAUCAACAGGGUAUUGCAGAUCGGCCCAAACUUGGAGGAAAAGACUCAACAAAGUUACUCAGCAUAAACAAGCCAUGUGAAAAGGCUGUACAGCAGGCAGUGCAGCAGCAGCCAAAACAAAGGGAGAUGGAACUAGAACAAAGUGGCAUGAAUCAUUGCUCAUCACAUCUUCGAUCCAACGAGAGUGCGCAAAAAAAGCAAUUUGAUUUACCUCCAGUUCAAAUGUUAACAGUGGAACGGAUUUCUACUUCUAGUCAGAUGAAAUCUCUUAUUGAGAGGACAAAGCAUUCUUCAAAUGUACACCCAAUGAAUCGUGAGGAGUUACCACGUCGCAAAUUUGGGCCUGUUAUAUUUAAUAAGAAUCUGUCCCAGGAUAGGCUUAUCGAGGAACUGCAUGGCAGACUGGGAAUCGAAAAGAAGGAGCCCAAGAAUAGAAAAGUGGAUGACUGGCUCACUGAGGGGUUGGUCAUCACUUCAAAACCUGUAAGAAAACAUGAGGAGGGAACUCAUGUGGUUGAAAAGAUAAUAAUCACUCCAGAACCCCCUCCUUCUUCGAAAGGUUCUACUCCAUCACCCCACUCCAUUUCACCUUCUCCCCCAGUCAAACAAGAUAAAAGAAAAAGCGAACUUCUGAAAAUUUCUCCACUGCCUCCUCCCUUUGUACCUUCUGCACUCCUCCUUCCUGUGCCUUCCCCAUCCCCUCCCCCUACGUCCUCCUCACUUCCUCCCUCUGUGCCUUCUCCACCUCCUCUCCCUUUGCCUUCCCAACCUUCUGCUCCUUAUUCAUUGACCUCCAAUCACCCAGGAUCUCAGCCUGCACCUCAGCGGAAUAGUUCAUUUGAUGAAUAUCAGAAGCCAGCUGUCCUUCCAUCACCACCACCUGCUCAGUUAAGCCCGUUACAGUCCACCUCACCAACAGAAAAGAUUUCACGUUCAUACUGUCUACCUGUAGUACAGACCACUGCUGUCCAAGUUGAGCCGCAAUCAUCUCCUACGUCCACUAGAGCCACUGUGUCAAUAGCAUGUCAGACCGAUGGCAGUAGCCGUGAUGGAGACAGUCUGAAGUGUCAAUCACAGGUGAAUGCAAACUUUGAGUCUUUGCCACUUACUUCACCUCCAUCCUUUGAGAAGCCAGUCAACUCAGACCGUGCUUCCAACAAGCUAUAUCCUCCAUCCCAUAAAGGAGAUCCUGUCGUACGGGCAGAUCCAUAUGCCCUUCCCCCCCGCCCAGCCCCUCCCUCAUUGAAUGGACGACAACAAAAACCAAAUGUAAAUAUGAUGACACAGUCAGGAUCUAAAGGAAAGCAGGGUGGUUCUUCCACAGUAGCCGGGCCUCAAAAAGCUGGAAGCCAGCUCGAUAACAUGCUGGAUGAAUUGCACGUUGGACUGAAUAAGUUGGGGGUUGCAACUGUCGCAAAAGGAGUGUGUGCUGCAUGUAAGAAGCCUAUUGCUGGGCAGGUUGUCACUGCAAUGGGUCGUACCUGGCAUCCAGAGCACUUUGUCUGUACCCAUUGCCAAGAAGAGAUUGGUUCUCGAAAUUUCUUUGAGCGAGAUGGGCAGCCAUACUGUGAGAAAGACUACCACAAUCUAUUCUCCCCCCGUUGUUAUUACUGCAAUGGACCCAUUCUGGAUAAAGUGGUGACAGCACUGGAUAAAACUUGGCAUCCUGAACAUUUCUUCUGUGCCCAGUGUGGAGCCUUCUUUGGACCUGAUGGAUUCCAUGAAAAAGAUGGGAAGGCCUAUUGUCGCAAAGAUUACUUUGAUAUGUUUGCUCCAAAGUGUGGCGGUUGUGCACGCGCUAUUUUGGAAAACUACAUCUCAGCCCUCAAUUCACUAUGGCACCCAGAGUGCUUUGUCUGUCGGGAAUGUUUCACCCCAUUCAUAAAUGGCAGCUUUUUUGAACAUGAAGGGCAGCCAUACUGUGAGAUGCAUUACCAUGAACGUCGCAACUCGCUUUGCUCGGGAUGCCAGAAGCCUAUCACAGGACGCUGUAUCACUGCCAUGGGGAAGAAGUUUCACCCAGAGCAUUUUGUCUGUGCUUUCUGCCUGAAACAGCUCAACAAGGGCACCUUCAAGGAACAAAAUGACAAACCCUACUGUCACAACUGCUUUGUCAAGCUCUUCUGUUAGAUCCAUCCCAACAGCUACUUGUUCAGUUCAAUCAUUCCUGCAGUUCCAGAAAUUCUCACCCACGUACAUGCCAAUGGAAGAGUCAACUCCAACUUAGGGUUUUACAGAUCUUGGACUGAACUAAACACUUAUCUUCUGGAUAAAUCACCUUUCCUUUAGAGAUUAAGAAAAGUACGUUCUCUGGAUGUGGUGGUAAGAGUGCCAUAAUGCCCCCUCCCCCCAACUCCAAGACAGUAGCCUUCUGUAGUAGGUUUGUAUGAAGAAUCUAAUCAAUGGAGUCCAUAAUCGGCAAUAGAAAAUAAAUUGCGAUGAAGAUUGAUCCAGCUCAGCUCUUAUUAGAUUGUUUGUCUGUUUUUUAAGAACUGCACAGACCUAUCUAACCUCACAACGUCACUGACAGCAAUGCAGAGUAAAUGUAAUGCAGGUGGUUUUGUGUAGUAAAGAUAAACUAAACACAGUGCUAUAACUAUAACUGAACCAACCCUGAAGUAGUAUACGGUAACACGCCAGAGCAAUCCUAAAAUGAUCCCAGUUAAACUGGAAGCAAAGCCUUCGAGAAGCUUUGUGAAAUUUGGGUGAUGGUACUGGAAAACAGGAGGUAUCUUUUGAGAAAGUUCUCUUUGUCGUACACCAGUGUCUCCAUGAUGUCAGCAAUGCCUUUGACUAUAACAGAAGCAAUAAUUUUUCUCAGCAAUGGCUACAAUCUCACUGUCCUAUGUAGGGGGCACAGAAGAGUCAUCUUCUGUAUUUGAUAGAAACUUUACAGUACUGUAUCUUUUUAUCUUCUGGGUUCAGUUAUCAAAAAUAUCUCAGAAUUCUGAACUUUCAUGUUAGAGCUUUGUGAUUUUUAAAACCAUGGCAACCACUUUUGUAAGCUGCGCAUCUGAUGUGUAGGAGAUGCUAGCACAUUGUAGAGUUGGUAUUUUUUGUGCUUUCUUACAAUAUUAAUGACUGAUUCUUAAUUGGAAAACCCAGAGGACUGUUAGACAGGACAUUGCCUAUUCACUUUUAUAGCACAAAACUCAUUUUAGUCUUUGAGGUAUGUCCUAAGCUAAUGUCCAUGAACAGAACAUGUCACACUUGUGAACCUGCUGUAUUUUUAUCAUGUUCCUCCAUUGCCUAAUUUGCCAAUAAUUUAUCUUUUUAUGAAAAGUCUUAAUUCCUGCUGUGGAGCUUUUGGGUCUUCCUUGAAAAUGUGUUGUAAUAUUUUAUCUUUCAUCUUAUGGAUAAUUCACUUUUUAAAACAAUGGUAACAGCAGAGGUUAUAAUCAUUGUAGUGCCACUUUGAUCAGGUUCAAUCAAUCCAACUGAAGCCUAAUUAAACCAGUGUUUACAUUGCAUUGAAUUCAACCUGCCAUUAAACCAAAGGGAAUCAUGUAAGAAUGAAAGAAACUAAUGUGAUGAAAUAGUCCUGAUUCCUGCCCUCUGAUCAAUGAUAAUUAAUCACCUGUGCUUAACUACAUCUUUGUACAACCUUUAAUCAUGGCUUGCACAUAUAAUCUCAUGAUUUUCUUUGCCAAUAAAAGUUGCUUUUCACUUUA
This is a messenger RNA of Stegostoma tigrinum, 5408 nucleotides long. Its product is annotated as paxillin-like. The transcript is spliced from 17 exons. Gene Ontology annotation, biological process: substrate adhesion-dependent cell spreading; transforming growth factor beta receptor signaling pathway; endothelial cell migration. The record is from RefSeq and is a predicted model, not a curated record. NCBI's taxonomy places the organism in Eukaryota, Metazoa, Chordata, Chondrichthyes, Orectolobiformes, Stegostomatidae. The coding region runs from base 85 to 3867 and encodes 1260 amino acids.